Messenger RNA from Cuscuta campestris, 2109 nucleotides. The record is from the annotation of a GenBank genome assembly. NCBI's taxonomy places the organism in Eukaryota, Viridiplantae, Streptophyta, Magnoliopsida, Solanales, Convolvulaceae.
CCAACCGUACACUAUUCGUUGGUCAAGGGGCAUCUUUGGAAAAGUUCUCUGACAUUCUUCCAACACAUUUUAUUUUAUUUCCAUAUUUUAUUCCGAAAAAGUUCUUCCAGCGAAAUUUCAAUUCCAGAAAAAGGAGCUGAGUUUGUUACGGAGUACCCGGUAUUAUACUCCAUGUACAGACCAAAUUACCCCUCGAUUUUAUCCGGAAUUCCUAAACCAGUCCCCUUCCUCUUAACCACCUGACAUGAAUCUUCCGACGAUUUAGCAAAGCAGUCAACUAUCCAUUGAAAAAGAGCUACCGCGAGCAGGAAUGGAUUUGGAGGAAGGAGUGGGCGAGAGCUCGUCGCCGCCGAGGACUCUGGACAGCGUCGCCGGCGGCGGCGGCGAAGGCGGAGGAGCGCACGACGUUCGGCACCACGUGUACAAUAAGCUGCUGGAGAGGGGCAAUGAGGAGGUGGUUGGAAAUCCGGAGCUGCUCCGCGAGAUGCUGGAGACUCAUUUCAACAGCCUGCCUUCUAGUUAUGGACUGGAUAUAAAUAUGGAUAAAGUGGAAGAUGUGCUCUUGCAUCGUGAUCUCCUUGCAAAGGCAAAGGACCCUGAUAAGAGGCCUGUUUACCAUGUUAGGUUACUAGAGCUGAAUAGUGGGGCUACUCGAGUUGAUGAUACUGCUGACCAACAAAUUUCAAAUAUCGCGUCCACGUCAAACCUGCUUUGCGACAUUGAUAACGAAGGGAUUGUUGCUCCUCCCCGAAGCAGGCCACAAAUUUCAUUUAUCCCAAGCUACGAAAUAAUUUUUUCAACCUUAGACAAGCCGAAACUUCUUAGUCAGCUUUCUGCCUUGCUCUCUGACAUAGGACUUAACAUCCGCGAGGCUCAUGUGUUCUCCACCACUGAUGGCUACUCUUUAUCUGUAUUUGUGGUGGAUGGAUGGCAUGUUGAGAAACCAAAUGGAUUGCUUGAAGCAUUGGAGAAGGCAGUUGAUAAAAGGAAGGUGAUGUUGUCUAAGAAUUCAUGUGAUCAAUCAUGUAUGGAGAAAGCUAUUUGUCUUGAAGAAGAAUCUAGAGAUUGGGAAAUUGACAGAAGUUUAGUGAAGAUAGGGGAAAAGAUAGCAUCUGGAUCUGGUGUUGAUUUGUAUCGUGGCAUAUAUCAUGGUCUUGAUGUUGCAGUGAAGGUUUUUAGAUCUGAUGACUUAGAUCAGAAGUUGAAGGAUGAGUUUGCCCAAGAAGUUUAUAUUUUAAGACAUGUACAACAUAAAAACGUUGUCCGUUUCAUUGGUGCCUGCUCCAAGUUGCCUCACUUGUGGAUUGUCACAGAGUAUAUGUCGGUUGGAAGCUUGUUUGACUACUUGCGCAAGGGACUUACUGUUUUGAAGCUCCCACAACUAUUGAGGUUUGCAAUUGAUAUCUCGGAAGGAAUGGAGUACCUGCAUCAGAAUAACAUAAUCCAUAGAGAUUUGAAGACAGCGAAUUUGCUUAUAGAUGCACAAAAUGUUGUGAAAGUGGCAGAUUUUGGUAUUGCCCGGUUUCUAAACAAGGGGGGUGUUAUGACGGCUGAGACUGGAACAUAUCGAUGGAUGGCACCCGAGAUUAUGAAUCACCAGCCAUAUGAUCAGAGAGCGGAUGUAUUCAGCUUUGGAAUUGUUCUUUGGGAGCUUCUAACGUCCAAGGUACCAUAUGACAACAUGACUCCGAUACAAGCUGCUGUGGGUGUGAAUCAGGGUCUUCGGCCACAACUCCCGGAGGACACACACCCAAAGCUGCUGGAUGUGAUGCAGAGAUGCUGGCAAGCAGCUCCCGACAACCGUCCCUCGUUCUCUGAGAUAAAAGCAGAGCUUGAGGAACUCUUACACGAAGUGGAACAAACAGAGGAUGGCGCGGAAGUACCAAAGGAAAGCUAAAUGCGCCCAACCAAAGAGGGUUCUACUGACAUUGUGCAGUUUGACAGUGCGUUAACACAUGAGAGGUUUUGUAUAUUUCGAAUGGAUUGACAAUCUGUCUUCAUUUCUUAUUUUUGUUUCCUCUUCCUAAACUUGCAAAAAAACGCCACGGUGGAUAAUGUAAAUUCUAACGUCACGAGCUAGAGAAGAGUUAAUGAAGGCACCCCCAAAUG